Molecule: messenger RNA, 1844 nt
Organism: Pristis pectinata (smalltooth sawfish)
Lineage: Eukaryota; Metazoa; Chordata; Chondrichthyes; Rhinopristiformes; Pristidae
Gene: ehf
Product: ets homologous factor
Exons: 6
Coding region: 94-825 (243 amino acids)
Biological process (GO): cell differentiation; regulation of transcription by RNA polymerase II
Cellular component (GO): nucleus
Molecular function (GO): sequence-specific DNA binding; DNA-binding transcription factor activity, RNA polymerase II-specific
Source: RefSeq, a predicted model, not a curated record
AAUAAAAUGAUUUAAUCAGAGAUGGGAAAGUUCUUCUCUCGCUGACGGAAAUUACUGGACUAUAAAUCUCUGUGGGGCUGCUGUUUAUUCUACAUGUUUACUUGGUUACGAAGCAUGAUGUUAGAUUAUUUUGGCUACCACGGCUACUCAAGGGACCUAACUCUUUGCAGCCCUUUCACUUCACCAGUUCUUUAUGAACAUGUGGGAUUCCCCUGCUACAAGGAGCAUGGAAUUUCUUAUGCAUCCUGGACCUCGACUAUUCCUGAACAAUGGUGUAAGUGGCAGGUUUGGGAAUGGCUACAAUUCUGUUGUGAUCAGUAUAAACUGGAUGCAAACUGCAUUCCCUUCUCCAAGUUCAAUCUUAGUGGCAAGCAGCUUUGCAGCAUGACUCUGCAGCAGUUCAUCAGCAUAGCUGGGGACAUCGGAGAGGUGCUUCACUCUGUUCUGGAACAAAUAAAAGGAAAAGGCACUUCGAGAUGGGAGAAAAAUUCACAACAUCAUACAGGAAGUAGAAGAUUCUGCAAUUCUCCAACUGCAGUAGAUGGUCUGCAAAGAGAGUACCUUUGGGAAUUCAUUCGGGAUCUUCUCCUCUCUCCCGAGGAAAGCAGUGGCAUUUUGGAGUGGGAAGACAGAAGAGAAGGAAUAUUCAAAGUUGUGAAGACUGAUUCUCUGGCCAGGCUCUGGGGUCAAAGGAAAAAGAAUGAGCAUAUGACCUAUGAAAAACUUAGCAGAGCAUUGAGGCAUUAUUACAAAACUGGGAUUCUGGAACGGGUGGAUAGAAGGUUAAUGUAUAAGUUUGGAAGGAAUGCGUACGGUUGGAGAUGAAAACCUUUAUUCACUCAUCAAAUAUAACCCUGAUUGAUUCAACAUAAGAAACUAUGCUAGAAUACACUCUUCAGACAAUGGACUAUCCUUGGUCAGUAAUCAAUUUAACUUGGCAAUAUAAUCACAUUCCUAUUAAAAAUCAAACCCUUGCAAUGAAUGUUUUUUUUAAUGAAACAUACAAUAAGUCUAUAAGAAGUAGUUCAAUUGCAUUGUUUUAUGUUGCAAUUAACUUUGUAACUGCUCUGUGGAGUCAAUGCACAGGUGUUCAAAAUCUAUGAUCUACAUCUACCUGUAGCUAUCAUUCAUUUAUGCGCAGAGAUAUCCAGCUGUUUAUCUCUAUGACAUUGACCUCCAUAGACUGUACAGUGCAAUUUAUUUGACAGUCUUCCCAUCCUUCCUCACCUGUCAGUUUAGUUCUUUUCUUCCUUGGAUGCUUGUUUAAUUUCUCCUGUGUAGAUGUUCAAUCCAUUUAGCUGUGAGUUCCAUAUUCUCACCACACAAUGGUUUCUUUUGAAUGUCCUCUCUCAAUGGCCUCUAAUUUUGCUCUUUCUUAUAAAUAGAGAUACCUUCUCUCUGCUUACUUCAACAAUUCAAUGAUCUCUAUUCAGCCAAACCCAAAUCUUCUCUGAUUUGAAGAUAUACAUCAAUGCAGCAUGACAACAUUAUACAUAUUGUGCAACUAUAUAGAGCAACAUUUCCUUGGCUUUACUGAGAGAGUUUGGCUGGUACUUUAUAGGAAAAUGCAAACUAUUUUUGAACAGUGGCUGAAAAUUACUGUUGGUGAUAUUGCUAUUUUAACAAGUUAUUUUAUGUGGGCCAGUGCCUCAGCUAAAAAUAAACCAUAGUUUUCAUGCCUUUAUUUUUUUUUGUAUCUGUUUAUUUUUGCAAUGUUCAAAUUAUAUAUGGAAACACUGAAUUUUUGAUGCAUGCAGUGCCCUGAAACUUGGUGACAAUGUGUGUGGAGCAUUUAUGGAUAUUGAAUGUACAACCUGCGAGGAAUAAAGAGUUUCCAAUAUGAA